GUCAAAAGUUAUGAUAACACAUCUUUCAUUGAAGAACUUUAAUUCCUUUCAUGUCCUUCGCUACAUACAUAUUCUCCAACGCCCUUUUGAGGAAAAAGUCGAAUUAAUCAUUUCACUUGCGCGCAAGUAAACUUUAGGGGGAAAAGGUCUUGAGGACCAAAAAACAACUUCAAGAUGAGUGGAACGGAUUAUUCCUACGAUGAACAGGUACGCAACAUCUGCGCAAAUUCCCAAAGAGUUGACUAACAUAUUGUAGGGACAAUUUUUCCCAAUUUUCGUCGGUACCCUUUCUGGCAUUGUUUCUAUAGCUUUGACUUGGGAUGUUUUAAGACCCAGAUCAGACCCAGGUGCCACGGCGCCCCGAAUAAAGACAGAUUAUAAGCCUGAACAUGCCGAUUUGAUAGAUAGUCAAAGGAGGGCACAGAGGAGAAAGCAGCGGAAAAUAAAACGUAUGAUCGCCAUGGUUGUUGGGUGGGUGAUAGUUGCUGUUAUGGCAUAUCAAUUUCAAGUCACAGCCAGAACGAUACCAAAGAUCUGGAAUCCAUAUGAUAUCUUGGAUAUUAAAGAGGUAAUUUGAGGCUCAGAAUACAUUGUCUGGACAUUGGCUAAUUUCGAAACAGUCCGCCACAGAAAAAGAAAUCAAAUCACACUACAAGCGACUUUCGCUGAGAUUCCACCCUGACAAGAUUAGACCGGACCCAGCCAAGAACCAAACACUCCAGUCAUUGAACGACCAUUUCGUGGAGAUUACGAAGGCAUACAAGGCGCUUACCGAUGAGGAGGUCAGAAAUAAUUAUAUACAAUUCGGACAUCCAGACGGCAAACAGAGCUUUAGCAUCGGAAUUGCCUUGCCUACCUGGAUUGUCUCUGAAGGAAACGGGAAAUAUGUCGUACUUGUAUAUGCAGUGCUUUUGGGAGUUUUACUUCCUUACCUUGUCGGAUCCUGGUGGUAUGGCACCCAGCGCAUGUCGAAAGAGAAGGUUUUAAUCGAAAGUGCAAACAACCUGUUCCAAGAAUACCAAGAAGACAUCACCGAGGGCGGAAUUGUUGGCGCUUUAAGCAGUGGCGUUGAAUACAAGAAAAUUUUGAAAGGCCACAAAGCUGAUUCAGGGCUUGGCAAGCUGGAAUCGAGAGUUCUCGCAGAGGGCGAUGGAACAACUGCCGCCGCUGGAUUAUCAACCAAGGACAAAACAAAGCUGGAGGAAUUAGAUGGCGGUGCUCGACGAAAGGCUCUCGCCUUACUCUGGGCAUAUUUGGGUCGAACUGAACUUGAAGACCCUGAACUCAAUAAAGCGAAAUACGAAGUAGCUCCUAUCGCCCAUGACCUCAACAACGCAUUUACGGCAAUCACUCUCGCUUUCGCGACCACCGGCCCUAUUCUAGCAUCGUACGCGACUGCUCAAAAUAUCGUUCAAGCUCUACCACCAAAUGCUUCACCCCUUCUUCAGUUACCAUAUAUUACCCCGGCUAUUGCAAAGGCAAUCGAAGGCGACUCAAAGACUCACUUAACCCUUCAACAAUAUAUGGCACUACCAAACGCGUACCGAAAGAAGUUGAGUGUUGGAAAUGACUUACUCACAGAAGCCCAAUACAAAACUGCCAUGUCUACCGCCAAGCAACUACCUCGUUUACAGGUCGAAAAGGCAUUCUUCAAGGUCACAGGCGAGAAAUUCAUCACUCCUAGUUCAUUAGUAUCAUUUGUUGUGAAAGGACGAUUUAUCCCCCCUGGAAGCGAAAAUGUCCCUAAGGUUAACGAACUCGAUUUGGAAGACAUUGACCCAGAUGAGGAUGACCUCGACGCCAUUCUUGGUCGCGCCAAGAAGACUGCCAAAGGCGAAAAGCCUGAAAGCAAGCAGGUCUUUCCACCUCUUGCAUUCGCCCCCUACUACACACGUGACCACUCGCCUAAAUGGCAUGUUUUCCUCACCGACAGCAAGCAAGGCAAGAUCGCUGUACCACCUUUCACAUUCUUCGCUUUCGACAAGCCCAUAUUUGACGAAAGUGGAAAGCCUACAUUCAAUAUGCAAACUCUCAAGGCACAAUUCCAGGCUCCCCCACAACCUGGAAGCUAUACCUUCGUUAUGCAUCUUAUAUGCGAUUCAUAUGUUGGAUUCGAUACCAAACUCGAGGCCACUCUGGUUGUAGAGGAUGCCAGUAAAGCAUUGGAAAUAGAUGCAGAUGACGAUAUCAGUGAACCAGACGAAGGUAUGUUAUUACACAAUUUCAUCACUUUUGACAGAAUCUAUACUAACAAAUUCACAUUAGAUUCCCUAGCAGGUCAAAUGCAAGCCAUGAAGACCGGCGCCCCACCAAAAAAGAAGAAGCAAGCCGUACGAGACUCCAGUGACGAGGAUAGCAACACUGAAGAAGAAGUUGAUGAACAAAGUGAAACGGACACCGACACCGAUACUGACGGGGAAUAAUGAGUCUAACUCUCCUACAUCUAAAUAUCAAUCGUUUCUUAUGCUAUUAGGAUUUAAUUCUACUGUCAAGUUGCUGACUUACUGGGUGUUUGGGAUUCUUGACUCUUUUUUGGGAAAUUUUACACGUGUAUUUGUACAAUAGGCGUGAUGAGCAUUUGGGAUGGCGUCUUAUACACAACGCUUUUACACAUAUUUUAUUUUGUGUGCGGUUGUGGCUUUGCCUUUUUGGAAGUAAAGACGUUGAUCAAAAUAUCUGGGUCAUCGUCUUUGAUUAAAGCAGAGCAGAAAUAAAAUUUCGUUUAUGAAUGAAUAGGUUUAUUUGUUAUGUCAUGUAUACUGAAAUGCAAUGAAUGUAAACGUUCACAU
Sclerotinia trifoliorum is the source of this 2789-nucleotide messenger RNA. The record is from the annotation of a GenBank genome assembly. Lineage: Eukaryota; Fungi; Ascomycota; Leotiomycetes; Helotiales; Sclerotiniaceae.